Molecule: messenger RNA, 1193 nt
Organism: Cornus florida
Lineage: Eukaryota; Viridiplantae; Streptophyta; Magnoliopsida; Cornales; Cornaceae
Product: thioredoxin Y1, chloroplastic-like
Exons: 6
Coding region: 1-429 (142 amino acids)
Cellular component (GO): cytoplasm
Molecular function (GO): oxidoreductase activity, acting on a sulfur group of donors, disulfide as acceptor
Source: RefSeq, a predicted model, not a curated record
AUGAAUUUGUGUGAAGAGGAUGCUAGGAGUUGUGGAGAAGGUAUUGUUGGAUUACCAAUAUCAACGUCCUUUAAUGAUGGUUCAUUUGUAUGUUUGGGCAAUAGGUUGAAGCAAACAUUUUCUUCCUUUGAUGAUUUAUUGACAAAUUCUGGCAAACCCGCACUGGUUGACUUCUACGCAACUUGGUGUAGUUCAUUUCAAUUCAUGGCUCCUAUUCUUAAUGAAGUCUGUGCUUCAACGAAAGAUAUGAUCCAGGUGGUGAAAUUUGAUACUGAGAAGUACCCAAGCAUCGCUGAUAAGUACAAAAUAGAAACAUUGACAACAUUCAUCAUAUUUAAGGAUAGAGAAUCCUAUGAUAACUUUGAGGGCACUUUGACUUCAGGCCAUCUCAUCGAACGGAUUGAAACCUCACUAAAAGUUAAGCAGUAGCUAGAAAGCCUAGAAGUUUUCAUGUUGAGUCUUUUUUUCUCUUAUCAGCUAAGUUUUUUGCAUUCACUUUUGAGAAGGUAUAUUUUGUUAAAGACCCUUGCAGCAGUUCUUUUUUAUAUUUACGUUUUUUGGUUUGUGCUCAGGAUAGACUGGGAAAUUGAUAAUCAAACAAUUACAGUUGGAAUACUGGAGCUCAUAGAAGAGGAUAUGCAAGUGUCCAACAACCAUAGUGUCACUCUCUGGAGAUCAGUUCUUCUGGGGUGAGAGAAUUUUUCAGAAAGGACUGGGACGCUCUCCAAUCCCUAUAUCUCAGCGCAGCAUUGAAAGCCUAUCAGAUGCCAUAAGAUUUAUGCUCGAGCCAGAGGUGAAAUCUGUGUAAUGGAAGUAGCGAAGUUGAUAGAGAAUGAAGAUGGUUUUGCGGCUGCAGCUGAUGCAUUUCGCCGGCAUUUGCCUCCAGAGCUAUGAUUACAAACUGAAUCUUAAGAGGAAGAUGAUCAUCCGUAUCCUUUGCAGUGGCUAUUUAUUCAAAUUGGGAAAUUGUGUUCUCGUGGUUAGUAGGCUUUUAGUGGUAACCUGCUGUGUUGUAUAGUUUUUUCUUUUCUUUUCUUUUCUUUUUUUUUUCUUUUUUUUUUUCAAUUGUUUGCAUAUGUUCAAUAUUUCAUUCAUUUUAUUCAUGGCUUUUCUGUAUGGUUUUAAUAACAAUAAAAUACUUUACAUAGUUUCCACGAUCAUAAAGCAGCUAGUGUAGGCUUCUUUUGUCUUCA